GCCUCCCGGGGAAGCGGGGCCGCCGCUCGCGAGCGCAGCUCUGCCCAGCCAGCCAGCCGCGCGUCCGGGUGCCCGCGCCCCACGGCCACAGCCUUCCUGCGCUUUAGCUCACGGAGCAUGUGCAGACCUGCUGGCGCUAAGGUGCUAUCUGUCCGGGGGACUCCUAAGCCGUGGUGACUGUCACGCCUAGAGAGACCUUUCGGGGGCUGUCGCCGCGCCUCUGCGUCGCGGGUGACACUGCGGUGCUCGAGAUCGGGGCAACAGCUGCCUCUUGGUGGAGGCGUCUUGGGCUCCGUGCGUUCUCCUUCUCCGUCCUCCUCUGCUCGCUCCUUCCCAACCCCCCUGCUGCUCGCUCCUACCCUCGCCCGCUCACACCCGCAGCCUCCCGGAGCGGGAGGCGCGCGUCCCCGCCGUUCCUCUUCCAAAGGGGCCUCCUCACUUCGGAGAUGCAGUGACAAGUUAAUAUGGGCGUCCAAGCAUCGGGUUCCCAGGAGGAGAAUCGCAAGAGGGAACAGCCCCUGAACGCCCACAUCCCUUGAACAGGCCGCCCAGGAGGGGCGUGAAACCCGGCUGCAGCAUCAGUCCAGGUGGGACCAGCUGAGCUCCACGACCAGUCCUCUGCUCCAUCCCGCACCCCGAAGGCGCGCUCGCGGGCUUGCUGCGAGCUCCCCGACCCGGGUUUUUUUUUUUUCCUCCGCUGGUGGUGGGCGCCUCGCGGGCCGAGGCCCGGCGCCUGCUCUGCUACCCGCGCUGCCUUUAGCGGUUGCCUCCGCCGCCGCUGCCAGGGACGUGCUGGGAAAGCCGAAGCCCCGGGAGAAGAUGCCGGCCAUCCUGGUCGCCUCCAAAAUGAAGUCGGGACUGCCCAAACCCGUGCACAGCGCCGCGCCCAUCCUGCACGUGCCCCCAGCCCGGGCCGGCCCCCAGCCCUGCUACCUCAAGUUGGGAAGCAAGGUGGAGGUGAGCAAGACUACCUACCCUAGCCAGAUCCCCCUGAAAUCCCAGGGGCCGCAGGAGCCGGCGGGGGAGGGGCUCCCGCUGCGGAAGAGCGGCUCGGUGGAAAACGGGUUCGAUACCCAGAUCUAUACGGACUGGGCCAAUCACUAUUUAGCCAAAUCGGGCCACAAACGUCUCAUCAAGGACCUCCAGCAAGAUGUGACAGACGGCGUCCUCCUGGCUCAGAUUAUCCAGGUUGUGGCAAAUGAAAAGAUUGAAGACAUCAAUGGCUGUCCAAAGAACAGAUCACAAAUGAUUGAAAACAUAGAUGCCUGCUUGAAUUUCCUGGCAGCGAAGGGAAUAAACAUCCAGGGACUGUCUGCAGAAGAAAUCCGGAACGGCAACCUCAAGGCCAUCCUGGGCCUCUUCUUCAGCCUCUCCCGCUACAAGCAGCAACAGCAGCAGCCCCAGAGGCAGCACCUGUCCGCGCCGCCGCCGCCGCCGCCCGCCGGGGCCCAGGCGGCCGCGGCCCCCUCCCAGUGCCAGGCUGGCGCUCCUCAGCAGCAGGUGCCCGCCGCCCCCCAAGCCCCGGGCCAGCCUCUGCAGCCGGUGCCACAUCAGCAGUCAAAAGCCCAAGCUGAGAUGCAGUCCAGUGCAUCAUCCAAGGACUCAUCUCAAAGCAAAAUCAUCCGCUUCACUCUGGGUCAGAAAAAGAUUUCUAGGCUUCCAGGUCCUACCGCAAGGAUAUCUGCUGCAGGCAGCGAAGCCAAAACACGUGGAGGGUCAGCAACUGCUAACAACCGACGCAGCCAGAGCUUUAACAACUAUGACAAGUCCAAACCAGUCACUUCCCCACUUCCACCACCACCACCACCAAGCAGCCACGAGAAAGAGCCAUUGGCGAGCCCAGCCUCCGCCCACCCCGGAAUGAGCGAAAAUGCACCUGCUCCUCUGGAGAGCGGCUGCAGUUCCAGCCCCGCUAACAGCAGCACCUCCUCAGCUAUCCCACAGCCCGGCGCAGCCUCCAAGCCCUGGCGCAGUAAGUCGGUCAGCGUGAAGCACAGCGCCACGUCGUCUAUGCUCUCGGUCAAGCAGCCCGUGCCCGAGGCCCCCAGGCCCCCAGCUGAAGCCAUGAAGCCAGCCCCCAACAAUCAGAAGUCCAUGCUGGAAAAACUCAAGCUUUUCAACAGCAAAGGGGCUUCCAAGGCAGGCGAGGGCCCGGGGUCGCGGGACACGAGCUGCGAGCGGCUCGAGAUUCUGCCCAGCUUUGAAGAGAGCGAAGAGAUGGAGGCCACCGGUCGCUCGCUGUCCACGGCGGGUCCCGCUUCCAACAGCCCCAAGAUUGCGCUCAAGGGCAUCGCCCAGAGAACUUUUAGCCGGGCGCUGACCAACAAGAAGAGUUCCCCGAAAGCCAAUGAGAAAGAAAAGGAGAAACAACAGCGGGAGAAGGAAAAGGAGAAAAGCAAGGACCUCGCCAAGAGAGCCUCUGUGACGGAAAGGCCGGACCUCAAAGAGGGGCCGAAGGAAGACCCCAGUGGGGCGGUGGUGACCGAGAUGCCAAAAAAGUCCUCCAAGAUCGCCAGCUUCAUCCCCAAAGGGGGAAAGCUCAACAGUGCCAAGAAGGAGGCUACAGCCCCUUCCCACAGUGGAAUACCAAAACCAGGAAUGAAGAGCAUGCCCGGGAAGUCCCCAAGUGCCCCUGCGCCUUCCAAGGAGGUGGAGCGGAGCCGGGGUGGGAAGCCGAGCUCGGGGCUCCCCCAGCAGAAGCCCCAGCUGGACGGCAGACACUCCAGUUCCUCCUCCAGCCUGGCGUCCUCAGAAGGCAAAGGCCCCGGAGGGACCACCCUGAACCACAGCAUCAGCAGCCAGACUGUCAGCGGGUCCGUCGGGACCACCCAGACCACAGGAAGCAAUACCGUCAGUGUCCAGCUACCUCAGCCCCAGCAGCAAUACAACCACCCCAACACGGCCACCGUCGCACCUUUCCUGUACAGGUCCCAGACAGACACCGAAGGGAAUGUUACUGCUGAAUCCAGCUCCGCGGGUGUGAGCAUGGAGCCCAGCCACUACACCAAGAGUGGACAGCCUGCUCUGGAAGAACUCACUGGGGAAGACCCCGAGGCUCGGCGACUGCGGACCGUGAAGAACAUCGCCGACCUGCGGCAGAAUUUGGAGGAGACCAUGUCUAGUUUACGGGGGACUCAGGUCACACACAGCACAUUGGAAACCACAUUUGACAGCAACGUCACCACGGAGAUAAGCGGGCGCAGUAUCCUCAGCUUGAGCGGCAGACCCACUCCCCUGUCCUGGAGACUCGGCCAGUCCAGCCCUCGGCUUCAAGCGGGAGAUGCCCCCUCUAUGGGCAACGGGUACCCCCCUCGAGCCAAUGCCAGCCGGUUCAUCAACACCGAGUCGGGCCGCUACGUGUACUCUGCCCCUCUGCGGAGGCAGCUCGCCUCCAGGGGAAACAGCGUGUGCCACGUGGACAUCUCAGACAAGGCAGGAGACGAGAUGGACCUGGAAGGCAUCAGCAUGGAUGCCCCCGGCUACAUGAGUGAUGGGGAUGUUCUGAGCAAGAACAUCCGGACGGAUGACAUCACCAGCGGGUACAUGACCGAUGGUGGACUUGGCCUCUACACUCGUCGCCUGAACCGGCUCCCCGAUGGGAUGGCUGUGGUGCGGGAGACCCUGCAAAGAAAUACCUCCCUGGGCCUUGGCGAUGCUGACAGCUGGGAUGACAGCAGCUCCGUCAGCAGCGGGAUCAGCGACACCAUAGACAACCUCAGCACCGAUGACAUCAACACCAGCUCCUCCAUCAGUUCCUAUGCCAACACACCUGCCUCCUCUCGCAAAAACCUGGAUGUGCAGACCGACGCUGAGAAGCAUUCGCAGGUGGAGAGGGGUUCCCUGUGGUCGGGCGAUGAUGUCAAGAAGUCAGACGGAGGCUCAGACAGCGGCAUAAAGAUGGAGCCUGGGUCUAAGUGGAGACGGAAUCCCUCGGACGUGUCUGACGAGUCUGACAAAAGCACGUCGGGCAAGAAGAAUCCGGUCAUCUCCCAGACGGGCUCGUGGCGGCGAGGCAUGACCGCGCAGGUGGGCAUCACCAUGCCGAGGACGAAGGCGGCUGCCCCAGCAGGCCCGCUCAAGACCCCAGGAACUGGAAAAACAGAUGAUGCAAAGGUGUCUGAGAAAGGAAGACUGUCUCCCAAAGCCUCCCAGGUGAGGCGCUCCCCAUCAGACGCAGGCCGCAGCAGCGGUGACGAGUCCAAAAAGCCCCUCUCCAGCAGUUCCAGGACCCCCACUGCCAACGCCAACAGUUUUGGGUUCAAGAAGCAGAGCGGCUCGGCCGCUGGGCUGGCCAUGAUCACAGCCAGCGGGGCUACCAUCACCAGCAGGUCAGCCACACUGGGCAAGAUCCCCAAGUCAUCCGCACUCGUCGGUCGGUCCGCUGGCCGGAAGACGAGCAUGGAUGGGGCCCAGAACCAGGACGAUGGGUACCUGGCUCUCAGCUCCCGGACCAACUUGCAGUACCGGAGUUUGCCAAGGCCCAGUAAGUCCACCAGCCGCAACGGGGCCGGGAACAGGUCUAGCACCAGCAGCAUCGAUUCCAACAUCAGCAGUAAGUCCGCGGGCCUGCCGGUGCCCAAGCUGAGGGAGCCUUCCAAAACGGCCCUGGGCAGCUCUCUGCCCGGUCUGGUCAACCAGACGGAUAAGGAGAAAGGCAUCUCGUCUGACAACGAGAGUGUGGCUUCCUGUAACUCGGUGAAGGUGAACCCGGCAGCCCAGCCUGUGUCUGGUGCGGCUCAGGCGACGCUCCAGCCAGGCGCCAAGUACCCCGACGUGGCCUCUCCCACGCUCCGCAGACUCUUUGGUGGGAAGCCUACCAAGCAAGUGCCCAUUGCCACAGCAGAAACCAUGAAAAACUCAGUGGUGAUCUCCAAUCCUCAUGCCACCUCGACCCAGCAAGGUAACUUAGAGUCCCCCUCAGGCAGCGGCGUCCUGAGCAGUGGGAGCAGCAGUCCUCUCUACAGUAAGAAUCUGGAUAUCAACCAGUCUCCUCUAGCCUCCAGCCCCAGCUCAGCCCACUCGGGCCCUUCCAACAGCCUCACCUGGGGCACCAACCCCAGCAGCUCGUCCGCGGUCAGCAAGGACGGCCUGGGCUUCCAGUCCGUCAGCAGCCUCCACACCAGCUGCGAGUCCAUUGACAUCUCCCUCAGCAGUGGAGGGGGGCUGAGUCACAAUUCCUCCACGGGCCUCAUCACCUCCUCUAAAGACGACUCCCUGACACCCUUCGUCCGAACCAACAGCGUGAAGACCACGCUGUCGGAAAGCCCUCUCUCUUCCCCUGCUGCUAGCCCUAAGUUCUGCAGAAGUACUCUGCCCAGGAAACAGGACAGUGACCCGCACCUUGAUAGGAACACUUUGCCUAAAAAAGGACUCAGGUAUACUCCCACCUCCCAGCUUCGCACCCAAGAAGACGCAAAAGAAUGGUUACGGUCCCACUCUGCAGGAGGCCUGCAGGACCCCGCUGCCAAUUCCCCUUUUUCCUCUGGCUCCAGUGUAACGUCUCCCUCCGGAACAAGAUUCAACUUUUCCCAGCUUGCGAGUCCCACCACUGUUACCCAGAUGAGCUUGUCCAACCCAACCAUGCUGAGGACCCACAGCCUCUCCAAUGCCGAUGGGCAGUAUGACCCAUACACCGACAGCCGAUUCCGGAAUAGCUCCAUGUCCCUGGAUGAGAAGAGCAGAACCAUGAGCCGCUCGGGCUCCUUCCGGGAUGGAUUUGAAGAAGUUCACGGAUCCUCGCUCUCCUUGGUUUCCAGCACGUCAUCGAUUUAUUCUACACCAGAAGAAAAGUGCCAGUCGGAGAUUCGCAAACUGCGGCGGGAGCUGGAUGCCUCCCAGGAAAAGGUUUCAGCUUUGACCACGCAGCUGACCGCAAACGCUCACCUGGUGGCAGCCUUUGAACAGAGUCUUGGAAACAUGACAAUCAGGCUCCAGAGUUUGACCAUGACAGCUGAGCAAAAGGAUUCAGAACUGAAUGAGUUAAGAAAAACCAUCGAGCUGCUGAAGAAACAGAACGCAGCCGCCCAGGCUGCCAUUAAUGGGGUCAUUAACACACCGGAGCUCAACUGCAAAGGAAGCGGUACCUCGCAGUCUACAGACCUCCGCAUCCGCAGACAGCACUCCUCUGAUAGUGUCUCCAGCAUCAACAGCACUACCAGCCACUCCAGCGUGGGCAGCAACAUGGAGAGUGACGCCAGGAAGAAGAAGAGAAAGAAUUGGUUACGCAGCUCCUUCAAGCAAGCCUUCGGGAAGAAGAAGUCCCCCAAGUCUGCGUCCUCUCAUUCAGACAUCGAGGAGAUGACCGAUUCUUCGUUGCCUUCCUCACCAAAGCUACCACACAACGGUUCCACAGGUUCCACGCCACUGUUGAGGGGCUCUCACUCCAACUCCCUCAUUUCAGAGUGCAUUGAUAGUGAAGCCGAGACGGUCAUGCAGCUCCGAAAUGAGCUGCGAGACAAGGAGAUGAAGCUGACAGACAUCCGCCUAGAAGCCCUCAGCUCCGCACACCAGCUUGACCAGCUCCGGGAGGCCAUGAACAGGAUGCAGAGUGAAAUAGAGAAGCUGAAAGCUGAGAACGACCGGCUGAAGUCCGAGUCUCAAGGCAGUGGCUGCAGCCGGGCGCCCUCCCAGGUGUCCCUCUCGGCCUCCCCUAGGCAGUCCAUGGGCCUCUCCCAGCACAGCCUGAACCUCACGGAGUCAACCAGCCUGGACAUGUUGCUGGAUGACACUGGUGAAUGCUCGGCUCGGAAGGAAGGAGGCAGGCAUGUUAAGAUAGUUGUCAGCUUUCAGGAGGAAAUGAAGUGGAAGGAGGAUUCCAGACCACACCUCUUUCUUAUUGGCUGCAUUGGAGUUAGUGGCAAGACGAAGUGGGAUGUGCUCGAUGGGGUGGUUAGACGACUGUUCAAAGAAUACAUCAUCCACGUCGACCCCGUGAGUCAGCUGGGGCUGAAUUCAGAUAGUGUUCUGGGCUACAGCAUUGGGGAAAUCAAGCGCAGCAACACCUCCGAGACCCCCGAGCUUCUUCCCUGUGGCUAUCUGGUUGGCGAGAACACGACCAUCUCUGUGACCGUCAAAGGGCUCGCGGAGAACAGCCUGGACUCCCUGGUGUUCGAGUCCCUGAUCCCCAAGCCCAUCCUGCAGCGCUACGUUUCCCUGCUGGUGGAGCACCGGCGGAUCAUCCUCUCUGGCCCCAGCGGCACCGGGAAAACCUACUUGGCCAACCGGCUGUCCGAGUACUUGGUGCUGCGGGAGGGACGGGAGCUGACGGAUGGUGUCAUCGCCACCUUCAACGUGGACCACAAGUCCAGCAAGGAAUUGCGCCAGUACCUGUCCAACCUUGCUGACCAGUGCACCAGCGAGAACAACGCUGUGGACCUGCCCCUCGUCAUCAUCCUCGACAACCUGCAUCACGUCAGCUCCCUGGGCGAGAUCUUCAAUGGGCUGCUCAACUGCAAGGACCAUAAAUGCCCUUACAUAAUCGGCACAAUGAACCAGGCUACCUCAUCUACUCCCAAUCUGCAGCUUCAUCACAACUUCAGGUGGGUGCUUUGUGCCAACCACACAGAGCCCGUGAAGGGCUUUCUCGGCCGGUUCCUAAGGCGGAAGCUCAUGGAAACAGAGAUCAGUGGGCGAGUGCGGAAUGUGGAGCUGGUAAAAAUCAUCGACUGGAUUCCCAAGGUCUGGCAUCACCUCAACCGCUUCCUGGAGGCUCACAGCUCCUCAGACGUCACCAUAGUUUCAGCUCUGAUGGACUUUCCCUGUGGUCCCCAGGCCCCCGGCUCUUCCUGUCAUGCCCCAUCGAUGUGGAUGGCUCCAGGGUGUGGUUCACCGACUUGUGGAACUACUCGAUUAUCCCCUAUCUCCUGGAAGCCGUCAGAGAAGGACUCCAGACGUCUGACUGACAUGGGGUGACAGCCCCUCAUGGGGGAGGCCAUCAGUCUGGCACAGAGUAGGACGACUUAGCUGCAUAUCUUGGCUCCGCCACUGUUCAUGUGUGACCCCAGGCAAGUUGUUCAGCCUCUCUGUGCCCUAGUGCCCUGGCUGAUAGAAGAGGAGAAUGACCAUCCUCUACCACAAGCAGUUACUGCGAGGGUUAAAUGCAGUCAUGGCCAUAAAGCGCCCAGCACAGCGAGCGCACAAGAAAUGGAAGCGUGCAGUUUGCGAAGUAGUCUCCUCUCUGCUCUUUGACUCAAGCCUGCUUUAGUCCUGGGACUUGAGCAGAGGUGGGUUUUUUUUUUUUUUUUGGUCUCCAUUUUUCAGGAGGGGAAAAUUAAGGCUCAGAGAGAGUAAGUGGGUUGCCCAAGGUCAUAAAAAGGACACUUGAAGAAGCUGAGAUUGGAGUCCAGUCCCCUAACUCGAAUUCCAGGUUCUGAGGCCUCGGCCCCAUAGCACUCACUACCUGCCACCCAGAUACCCUCACCCGCCCACUCUGCCUCCCCCCACGACCCUGGGGCCCCCGGGGCUGCAAGCCCCUACGCUGCAGGGGCUGGAAGGCAGCAUCCUUCACUUCUCAUUCAGCCCAGCCUUGAGUGCUAGGGCGGGCUUAGCAUUAAAUUGGAGCUUGCACCAGUGACACGGUUGAGUCUGGAGGCGGCUGUAGAAGUUUCUAGGCUUGCAGCACGUACACUGAGUAAUGAGCAGGCAUCAGGCACAGCUGAAGAGUCCAGGAACCAGCCGGGUUCCCAAGGGCUCCUUGGCUUCCUCCACGCUGGGCAGCUGGAGACCCAGGAGGCUGCUGUGGGCCGGUGGAGGGCACGGGAGGGGGCACACCCACGUGCGUGUAUGGGGUACAGCCCGUUCGGGGCCGCAGUGUGUGUGUCGCUGCCCCUGGUGGAUGUGUAGCCGCUUGGUGCCGUGCAGCGGCCUGUGGUUUCAGAGGCUGCCGGGACGGCAAGAACUGGGAAAGGAACGUACCGUGCCUCUUGCAGCUCCUGCCUCACCGAGCUGGAGCACGGCUGUCCCACAAAUGCAGGCCGCCUUGGGGCAAUCGAGGUGCACCUGAAGGCAGACUAGCAAGCAGAUAGGCAGUCCCUUGGUCAGCCCCAAAUCAUUGGUUAGUCACACGCAAAGACCGGUCACUGACGGCAGCCUUUCUCCUGUGUCACGUGGCUUUCGUAAAGCAAGGUGUGAGGGAUUUCAGAUCUUUGCAGUAGGAUCUCCCUAGGUAGAUAAAUUCACUGACCUGGGUCAGCGGACCCUAGUUUAGUCUUUAAUCAGAUGAUCUGUCCGUGCCGCAAACCCAAGGAGCUGUGCAGUCAUUCCUGUUUUCUUGGGCCAGUGGAGGCAUCUCCCACAUGCUGGAUUCUUGAAGUCGGUUUCAUUUCAGAAGCCCCCUCCUCCGUUCUCCUUCAGUGGCUUUCCUGGGGCUGUGCUAUGCCCGGCACCUCCGGGGGACCCCCAUGCUGCUCAAAAGAAGUAAGGGAAUUAGAGGAAGUGCGCCAUUUCCUCUUAUUUCUGCCUCUCCUCUCACUUGUUCAUCUGCUGCUUCUUUGCUCCAAAUGUAUUUUGUGAUGAGGGAUAGGCAGUGACCUCAGGGCGUGCUUGGAAGAACCCAUGGGCUCUGUUGGUUAAGGGCUGGCCUCCCUUGCGCAGUGAAGCACAAACCAUGAGUGGGGAGACACAAGGAGUACUCCAGCCUUGAACUACACAUAUCAGCUGGCCCCCUGUCGGUCCUCACCCAGGAUGGACAUGCCAGGACCCUGCUCCUUUCGACUUGAAUUUCAAAGAAAGCCUUCUGGGCACGGCCAUAAAGGUGGAGUCCAAAUGCCCUUCCUGGGGCUCUUUCCCACCAAGAGCACGGAGGAUUUGGGGAUGGCUAUAGAACGUUCCGUCUGGGGCAGGGAACAGAGACAUACCACCAUCUCAUGGGACUUACCAGUUCAGCGUGAAGCAAAAAUAAGUCAUUGCUUCCCUGCGCUGUGAGGUCAUUUGAAAGACCAUCCUUCAAGAGUGUGGGAGCAAGUGGGGGUGGGGAGGCAGCAGAAUUAGCAUUUUACCAAGUUGCUCAAAAGUGAGCCACCUUGCUCCAAACCUGUGACCUCAUCAUCCUGAGGAGCCCAGGAAAACCCCCAGAAUCUACUGAUUCCUGAGGAAACCUGGUGUGUUCUUCAGGCCCCUGGUUUUGAAGGAAAGUCUGCUGACGUUGAUUGAGGGUCUGCUACUUGCUGGGCCCUGUGAGGGGCCUGAUGUGCACGAUCUCUUUUAGUUCUAACAGCUCAAAGAGUACCUCAUAAACGAGGAAACCAGGCUCACAAGAGUUUUUACUGUUACCCAAGGUCACUCACUGGGGUGUGAUGAGCCAGCAUUGGGGCCAGGUCUGGCUGACCCCUCCGUUACUUCUGGGAUUUUCAAGCUGUCCUCAGGACCCCCUAACUUCCAGAAGCCUCAGGUGGUUCAGGGAACGAAGUAUUGUGUUUCAUAGGGUGGUUUUCUACAGAAGAUCUCAUUUAACAAAAGGAUUCCUCUGUUUAAAAAAAAAGAAAAAAAAAGUUCGAUUCCCCACUCCCCCUGUGUUACCCUGAGUCCCUGCUAACUGUGUGCUGAAUGCUGUGUGAGGCCACUCCUUACGGGACCCUGUGAGGGGAGCGAGUGGCCGUGAGGGGACUGUGGUUCAGAGCAGGCAAGCAUGGCCUCCCGGUGGCUCCGCACAUUCUGUGGAGUCAGGAGGCUCACAGAGGCCCCGGUAUUUGUUCCUGUUGGCUCAGCCCACAGCUCCUGAGCCAUAGGGGAAGGUGAAUGUCCCGUCUGCCUGUCUCUCUGUCCAGCUGUCUCUGCUGCUUCCCAGAGCUGCCUCAGGGCUCUGCUGCAGUGGGGCCGAGGAGCUUUUAUGGUAAUUCCUUUGCCUGCCAUAGUCCUGACCCAACCAUUCAUCACCUGGUCUUGAACAUGUCUAGUGGCAAGCGCGGAAGCUUGUAAAAAUAUUUUCUGUUCUUGCAGAUGACGUUCACAAGCGCCCAAUGUACAUUUAUCUUAUGACUCAGUUCCCAGUCCUGCUCCCCUCUGGAGCCAUCAUUGUAAACAUUUGCCAAAGUGUCUGAAGUCUAUAGAGCAACUCAAAGGACCUGUGUUCUCCUGGUGGGCGGGGAAGAGCGUUGGGCCAUUUAUCGGAUGACCCAACCUGCUCUGAGACCCUGGGCAAGUCUCCUGUCUGUAGGUUCCCUGUCUGUGAUCUGAGCAGCUUAGACUAGAAGAGUAUUUUCUCCGGCUGGCUUCUGUGGAGCCCAGAAGGUCCUCAGGCUAUUCAGUGGUAGGGUCAGGGGAAGAGCAAGUAUUUGAAAACCUCUGGGCCAUAUUAUGUCUAAGGACUGGAUGAGCUCCACAUCCCAGCCUCUUGCUCUGCAGCCCUGAGCCUCUCCUCUUCCAGACUGGCUCCGGAAGUAAGCCUCACGCAUGAGGCCUGGCUUGGGAAAUGUGGCCCAAACCUCCCUCUGGAGGGAGAAGCUUCUAAAAUUGCAGGAAUGUUUCUGAUGGAGAGCAGCCUUCUUCAGUUCUGAAUAUGCCCCAAAUGCUUGUGUGCUCCCUCCCUCCCUGGCUUGCACACACGUGCACAUGCCCUCACCUUCACGUCAUCCCUUCUCGCUCGGACCAGGAACAGCCUUUAGAACACCAGACUGAAUCCUCAGGCCCAAGACUCACCGCUGCCCCAGGUGAAGGAAGAUUUAGCGACAGACAGGGUCAGGGUGCUAGACGGGAGGGGUGCAGGCGUCUGAGAAAGCAGUGAGGUCACAGGAGGCUGUGCGUGUCUUGAGCACAGGAAGAGCUAGUCACUAAUGGGGAGGGACGGGUAAGCCCCUGGGCCAUGCGGGCAGGGUGGGUGGCUUCCCCGACAAAUCAGACGUCAAGGUCAGAGGUACCGUAGGCCCCCGUGAAUCACCCAGCUGACACACCCUUGUCUGGUGAAUAGCCUGGUCUGCCUCUCCCUACUCUGGUUUUGGCUGAGUCAUGGCUCUUGUCUCUUGCUGAUACCAGGUGGACUCGGUCAGGAGGGGCGGAGAGGGGAAGAAAGGCCCAGACAAGGAAGCUGAGGUCCCGGGUUUGAAUCCAGCUCCACUCCAUAACCUUUCACGGCUGGCCUUCCUGUUUAGACCCCAACGACCCCAUCCAGUAAACAAGGCCAGGGGACUCCAGUUCCUUCCAGCUGGGGCAGCCUAGGACCUGGAUAGGUGUGAUCUGGUCAGUCAGAGCUCAGCUCUGUUCUGGUAGCAAGUCCUCUCUCCCCUCUCUCCUGUAGGAGUUGUGGGAGGGCGGAGGGAGCUGCCCUGCAGACGUGGUGGUUCAGGAGUCUUUGGUCUGUGUACCCCAUGGUCCCCUGUCGAAGGGGUACUCCCCAGUGCUGGGCAAGCACACCUUCCACGUCUCAGACUCAGUGGUGCGUGGAGGCGGACAGACUUGGGUUCCUGUUCUUCUGCCUCUCCUCCCUGGGCUUGUCCCCCUCAUCUGGGAGACUCAGGCAGUCCUGCUCCCCCUUGGAGUCACAUGGCAGUUCUGCGCAGUAUUUGUAAAACGCUGCUGACCCACCAUCAGCUGUAAGAUGGGGCAGCCGUGGUGGCAUUAACAGAGAGAAGAUGCAGACGGUAUGAUGAAGAUGAAGACUGUAUCCUAUGCAGAGCCCCACCUGGGGACGGGCAGCGGCCCGGUUUCUGUCCUUGGAAGAGAGAAUAGAUUUCUUGACAUUGCUGGUAAAAUCCACUAUAAUAAUCUUAUCAUUAAAUAGUGAAGUCUUAAAAAAAGGCCUUAAAUUAAGUGAUAACAUAGUUUCCCGUCAGUUGUUCCGGGCAGUUUUGAAGGAUAAUAGUUGAAAGACUUAAAAUUCCAAUACCCGUGUGUAACCUCGGUUAACAGGGUGACCAGCACUGCUGUGAGGGGCUCUGAGAGUCUGAGCUGCUUCAGGAGAUGGGGUUUUAUUGAACCAGGGCACCACUCCACUGUGGUGUUGAUGCCCGGCGCACGAUCGGUGUCGGAGGUCAUCUUCAGGGGUUCACCCAAUGGGAUACUAGAGCCGACUCAUGUGAGCCGAGGGUCAGCACCUCCUUCCAACUCCCAAGUUCAGUGCUACCAUAUUGGUGGUUUAAGAUCGGCCAUAGGAGGAGUAUUUACCCCACAGAAAUUGGCACAUGCUUCAAAUCAUGCGGUUGGGGUCCCUCCCCGCAAGCGGCUACUUUUCAGAUUGGAUCAGCAAAGCGUAGAGUUUAGGGUGACUCGGUGAGACCAUGGCAGAGCGAAGAUGGGGACCCAGGUCAGAUGAUGACUCCAAAGCCAGCACCUUUGACCCUUAGGUCACGUUGCCUUCAGUCUUGGCACAUCAAGCUGUGGGUACCUCGGGUGGCUUCCUUCCUUAGAAUUCUGGAAGUGCAGUUACUCCAUCAGGGAAGGCAUGAUGCUGGGCUUGAGGAAGUUUCCGAAGGCUGCACAACCAGGGCUGCAGAGGAGGUCUCGGGCCAGUCCCAGACUAUUC
Messenger RNA from Mirounga angustirostris (Northern elephant seal), 13453 nucleotides. It is a transcript of the gene NAV2, whose product is annotated as neuron navigator 2. Gene Ontology annotation, biological process: nervous system development; neurogenesis. Bases 820 to 7911 code for a protein of 2363 amino acids. Gene Ontology annotation, molecular function: ATP hydrolysis activity; protein binding; ATP binding. The transcript is spliced from 38 exons. The record is from RefSeq and is a predicted model, not a curated record. Lineage: Eukaryota; Metazoa; Chordata; Mammalia; Carnivora; Phocidae.